AAAAAUUCUUAGGUUAUCCAGAGCUUUCAGCUUUGAGCGCCUUCGGCGUUUGUUUAUCAGCCCCCUCCACCAGCGAUUGCGAGCGCUAGCGAGGAGAGCGAGACUGAGAGUGACUUCUCAGCGAGCAGCGACAGUGAGAGUGUUUUCAGCGCCUCCACCGCGUGGCCUCUUGCCAUGGCGGUCUUCUUUUCUGCUUGCCUGGGGGUCUUUGAGAGAUACAGCGCCAUCGUGAGGGGCGCUGUCUACGGGGGCAUGAUCCCCCUCUUCAGCAGCUGGGAUGAUGUCCCUUUCGACGAUCUGCUGGUAGAGGUGGGGAGGGGCAUUGCGCUGGGCGCCCUGCAGGGACUCCUUGGGGAUGAGGAGGGGGAGCAGGAGCUUUGCCAGCAGGAGGGAGGCCAGGAGGAGGUGGUGAUGGAGGUUGGGGGGAGGGAGGGAGAGGAGUUCUUGGUGGGAGAGGAGGGAGAGGAGGGGAUUGAGGAGGGAGCAGAGGUGGAGCAGGGUCUCCCAGGAGGGGAGGAGGAGGGACAGCAGGCCAGCCCUGCGUAUUCUGCGGAGGAUGCUGACCAGCAGGUAGCAUCUUCCGGAGCCUCAGAGGCGGUGCCCUGCUCCCCCUCUGCUGCCCCCCUGGUCUCACACGAUGCCCCGAGCAGCUCUGCACACGACCAGGGGGACAGCGGCAGGGCCCAGGAGGCCCCACUCGAGGUUGCCUUGGACGGGGUGGGUUUGUUCAGCGCGGACGCGUUCGCAGCCCCCGAGAGCACUCCCCCAGGGUUCGGCGUCUUCUCCGGCCUCGAUUUUGACCUGGAGGCGCUCCCCACGCCCAGCCCGCGCGCCCCAGGCGACCAGUCUAGUUCCCCCCGCCCCGCCCCGCUAGCAGAUACUGUUGCACUCUUUGAGGCACUCCCCGGUAGCGACGUGCCAGCAGCCCCCUCGCUUUUGUCCUGGAGUGAUACGAGUAUUGAGUCGGUGGAGCUGGUCAUGGGUGACGUCAUUGAGGGGGAUGAGGAGCAGGGGAUGGCGGGUGCGCUACUUGAUGAGGGGGUGGGGGACUCCUGGAGGUGGAGGGCGAGCGACACGGCGCUGAUGCAGGCAGGGCUGCAGCCUCAGGAGCCGGAGAGGGAUCCGUACGCCUUCCUGGCAGCAGCCGGCCUCGAGUUUUACCCGAAGAUAUCGCUUCUGGAACUUCUGGGCAGGGGGGGACAGGGCCUCGUGUGCUCCGCCAAAGGCCUCAAUUCCCGUGGCGAGCAUCGCAUCCUGGCCGCCAAGUUCCUUUUCUGGGGGUCAUUGAUUGAGGCAACGAAUCUGAUCCAGUGCCGCGCCUGCCCCGACAUCAUUCGCCUGGAGGGCUACACUCUGGACGGGGGGGAGCUGUGCCUGCUGUUCGAGCUCGCCGACUCCCCCCUGGAGUGGAGCGUCGCCGGGGCCACCCCCAGGUUCACCCCCGCCCGCCUGUACCAGAUUGCACGGCACAUGGGACACGUGGCGGGCGCGCUCGCGUGGCUGCACGAGCACGGCUUGAUCCACCGGGACAUCAAGCCGGAGAACAUCCUGGCCAAGGACGGGGUCGCCAAGCUGGCGGACUUCGGACUGGUGACGUCAGUCGAGGAGGCGGCGCAGGGGGGUGACUGCGGCACGCACGGCUACAUCGCCCCAGAGGUCUACGUGGAGCGUUGCCACAGCCCCGCCUCCGACAUUUUCGCUGCGGGCGUGACGCUCCACAACCUGCUCACCGGGACCCGCCCCUGCUCGGAGUUCCCCAACGUCGAGGCCCUGCGCGAUCACUUCGACGAAGGGCUGCGCUACACCUGGCCGACGGACAUCCACCCGUACGGAUCGGAGCUGGUGGCGCUGGUCGAGCGGUGCUGGCACACGCUGCCCGACGAGCGGCCCACCGCGGCCGCCCUGCAACAGGCGCUGUUCGGUAUUUCACAAAAUCUGAGCUGGCUGGCGCGUGCGACAGCGGCCGCGUGACCAUUCGGGGUUUAGCAAGGGUUUAGCAAGGGUUAGAGACUCUGGGGCGAUUGUGCAGCGGGAUUCGACCGGGGUAUGGAGAGGGUUUAAGUGUGUUGUAGGUGGUGAAGCGAGGGUUUUGGGUGUGGCGAGAACUGAGCGGUCGGGGUAUAGCGAGGGGUAUGUGAGGGGUCGCAACUGAUGGCGGGUUUGCAGCGGGG
Molecule: messenger RNA, 2171 nt
Organism: Klebsormidium nitens
Lineage: Eukaryota; Viridiplantae; Streptophyta; Klebsormidiophyceae; Klebsormidiales; Klebsormidiaceae
Source: the annotation of a GenBank genome assembly